This is a messenger RNA of Cyprinus carpio (common carp), 1622 nucleotides long. RefSeq names its product cell death inducing p53 target 1 (gene cdip1). Gene Ontology annotation, molecular function: zinc ion binding. Gene Ontology annotation, biological process: intrinsic apoptotic signaling pathway in response to DNA damage by p53 class mediator; tumor necrosis factor-mediated signaling pathway. Lineage: Eukaryota; Metazoa; Chordata; Actinopteri; Cypriniformes; Cyprinidae. The record is from RefSeq and is a predicted model, not a curated record.
GUAAAUUCACCAGUGGGAUUCACACACGCCUCCCAUCUCCCAUGUUUACGUCAAAUCCUUACCAGCAGCGGAUCUUAUUGGAAAAGUGGGGCUACAAACGUCAACGUAUGACCUAGAAACCAUUGAAAAGUUCUCCGAGCUGAUAUUUCCAUUAACACCGUGGAUAGAGAAGAUUCCUUAGCUGUUUGGUACAAGAAGAAUCUUGAUAAGUUGAACUAACUAGAAACGUUGCUUGAACAUCAGCACAGUGUGAGGAGAGCUCCCUACUCUGGCCUCCUUCCAGGGAACCAACAUGUCCAGUGACCCCCCUCCUCCUUACCCAGGGGGCCCCAGUGCCCCAUUUCUUGGGGAGAAAAAUGGACAACCUCCAGUUCCUGCAGCCAGUGCUCCAGUAAUGACAGGACCUCCACAAGGGCAGCCGCUGCCUCCAGAAUAUGGACCUCCACCUUAUGAAGCCACGCUUCAACCUGGCUUUGUUCCUCCGCAUGUCCCAGGAGAAGGUCCCAUGCCUAAGCCUGUGCAUAUGCCAAUGCCCAUGCCUCAUCCUCACGGUGGUUACUAUGCUCCACCUGGGCACUUUCCUCAUCCGAUAGCAGAGCACUGUGGCCCGGGGCCCAGUCACUUUGCUCCAGGUCACACAGCCACAGUUCUCGCCCCUCCUGGUGCCACCACCACCACCGUGACUGUUCUACAGGGAGAGAUGUUCCAAGCGGCUCCAGUGCAGACGGUUUGUCCACACUGCCAGCAACCCAUCACCACCUGCAUCAGCCACGACAUCGGCUUCACGAAUACUCUUAUCUGUAUGUUCUGCUUCUUGGUCGGUUGUGAUCUAGGUUGCUGCUUGAUCCCCUGUUUUAUUGAUGACCUCAAGGAUGUGACACACACUUGCCCGAACUGCAAGGGCUAUAUUUACACAUAUAAGCGCAUAUGCUAACAGUUUAUCCCAUCAACAAUCAUGCUGUGACCUCGUUCUGGUGGGUGUAGACAACCAGUUUUCAUUUCCCUCUCGUCUCUGUGGUCAUUUUGCCUCAGCUGACAGUUCAUACUUCCAGCCAACUCUCAUUUUGUAACUAUUGAUUCUCAUAUAUAUAUAAUUUGACAUGCCUCUAAAAUUAAGCAGAGGUGAUUAGCAGUCAUUGAAGGAUUGGCACAUUUUAUAUGCACAAUGGUCAGUUACAUUAUGUCAUCCAAGCACAAAGUUUUUUUUUUCUUUUCUUUUUUUAGCAGUAGAGUAUACAUUGUAUACAUUUAGAGAAUAUGUGAAAACAUUAACCCUGAAAAGCUCAUUUGUGAAUAUUACUGGGUAGCGAAACUAAAUGAAGUUCACUUCAGGGUCAGUAUUGUUGGAUUGUAGGAUUAUUAUUUUAUGCAUUAUUGUUUAAAGUCUUUGAUGGCUGGGUCUGGGGCUUUUGAAGUCCUGGAGUAAUGUGGUUGCUUUUACAUGUCUCUAUAGCUGGCAUUUUAUGCAAAUGUUAUGGGAAUUUUUUUCUUUCACUUUUGUUUUCAAUUUCUUAUAUUUGUUGAUAAGACUCAUUUCAAGUCGAUUUGAUAACAGGCGUUGUUGUAUAGAUGUGUCAUUUUAGAUGAAGGAUUUCUAUUGAUAAAGGGAUCUGUAUGUACAU